This is a messenger RNA of Emys orbicularis (European pond turtle), 1830 nucleotides long. It is a transcript of the gene TEPSIN, whose product is annotated as TEPSIN adaptor related protein complex 4 accessory protein. Gene Ontology annotation, cellular component: trans-Golgi network membrane. The record is from RefSeq and is a predicted model, not a curated record. The coding region runs from base 1 to 1830 and encodes 609 amino acids. NCBI's taxonomy places the organism in Eukaryota, Metazoa, Chordata, Testudines, Emydidae. The transcript has 13 exons.
AUGAGCGCAGAGAGAAUCAUGGCGGCGCCGCUGCGGGACCGGUUGGGCUUCCUGAGCCGGCUGCCCACUCUGAUGAAAGGCACCUCGGAUGACGACGUCCCAUGCCCUGGGUACCUGUUUAAGGAAAUCACAAAGAUCUCCCACGACUCCCCAGGGAGCAGCCAGUGCCUCCUGGAGCACCUCCUCAACCGACUGCAGAAUAACUCCUGUCACGUCAAGCUGAAGGUGCUGAAGAUUCUGCUGUAUAUGUGCACGCAUGGCUCUUCGCAUUUCCUCCAGCAGCUGAAAAGGAAUUCCACCUUCAUCCAGGAAGCAGCAGUGUUCGCGGGGCCGCCAGAUCCCCUGCACGGCAACAGCUUGUACCAGAAGGUCCGAGCAGCAGCACAGGACUUGGCCGGUGCUUUAUUUUCGGAUACCUUGUCGCCCCUGCCCUCUGCUCAGCCCUGCAGGCCACUUCCCCCAACAGGAAUGGGCUCCAAGCCCAGCCCCUGCAGCUCCUUCCAAGGCUUUGGCUUCACGAGCGAGAGAAGCGGCUCUCCUUCCGCCGGCGAGGCCCUGCUCGCCACCAUACAGAAAGCAGCCGAGGUGGUCGCCAGCGCUGUGCUGCCCAGCCCGGAGUUCCCCCCUCCCUGCCCCAGGGAGCUGCAGGACGAUGCCUACCAGCCCGUGACGGCGCCUUCUCCUGGUAAAAGCUGUGUGGUGCCUCCAAAGCCCCCUGCUCCUGCAGCCCACAGCCUGCGAGUGAGUCACCAGCCUGGGCAGGCAGGAGGUGGCUGGGAAGAGACGGACAGUGGGCACAGCUCCCAGAACUCCUCGCAGGAGAACGGGGAGCUGAGCAGGACCUCUGACUCCUACAGCAAAUCAGGCAGCGACAGCCCCUCGGGGGCCAGCAGGGAGCUGGGGAACGUAACUGAGAGGGUGGAGGGCGACUGCCUGCAGGAGCUGAGCCUGGUGGGCGCGCUGACCAGGGGCUCCAAGGUCUUCCUGACGCGGGAGGAGGCCCAGCACUUCAUCAAAGAGUGCGGGCUGCUGAACUGCGAGGUGGUGCUGGAACUGCUGAGCCGGACGCUGCAGGACCCCAGCCAGCUCGUCUGCAUGAGGUCCAUGUGUGCCAUAUCUUCCCUCCUGGGCUCCGACCUGCUGGCCCACGAGCAGAUCUCUGGGAUUACCCGGCCACACCUGCAGCAACUCAGCCAAAGAAGUCCCGGUCCCGUGGCCAACAAAGCCACAAAGCUCCUGAGGCAGUUUGAGGCUUUGUGCAGGAGCUGCCCGUCUCCCAAGAGAUCACAGCCGGACACGGAUCCCUCUGCUCCUGCCAGGGGCUCCCCCCAGCACACACGCGACUUGCUGACGGACCUCAUGCCUCUGGCAGGAGAGACCGUUCUCAAACCCGUGAGCUUAGCCCCUUUCCUCUCGGAGACGUGGAAAGCCCCAGCAUUCGAUGCGCAUCCUGCGGCCGUGCCCGCCCCUGCGGGAGAGCAGGGCACAGAAGUGGAGACCUGUGAGCAGUUUGGGGAUGUCGCACCAGGCGGUCGGUGUCAGCAGGAGGUGGAGUGCAGACUAACGGGGCCUGAGCCCCAGCUGGAUGCUGCCCGGACAGAGACGCUGAAUGGCAGGCAGGGGGCAGCCGCAUCCCCUCAGAGCCUCUCCCUGUUCGCUGGCAUGGAGCUGGUGGGCCUUCCAGGCACAGCAGUAGCCAACCCUGGUGGGGAGGAAUGUGCCUCUCGUGUUCCACGGACACUGCCCUGCACUGGGACUGCCAGCGCCAAGGCUCACGGGGACUCCGAGGGCAGCAGGGAACCUUCUGCGUUCUCCUUCCUCAACAUGUAG